GUUACAGGACUGGCGAAUCAGCUGCUUAUCGGCGCUGGCGAUGAACACAUGUUCAUACUCCGCUUUGGCGCGCAAACAAAAAAGUCAACGACGACAACGAAAGUGAAUUUAUAAAUAAAGCACGGACGGACACAAAAUGCCGGAGAGCCUAAUCGCCGGCAUCCCGGUGCUUCCCUUUGAGCCGUAUCCGGUGCAGCGGGCGUACAUGGAGAAGGUGAUUCAGUGCUUGCGCGACGGCACUAACGGCGUGCUCGAGUCACCUACAGGCACCGGCAAGACGCUGAGCCUGCUCUGCUCCUCAUUAGCCUGGAUUCGCACCCGCCAAUCUGAGCACCAGCAGCAGAUGCUUAGCCUGAAUAAGGGCGACGCGGGAGCGGGAGCGGGCGCAGGCGCUGAGCUGUCGGAUCUGGCGAGAACCGUGGGGAAGAUCAACAAUUGGGGCGUCCCCAAGGUGAUCUACGCGUCGCGAACGCACUCCCAGCUAACACAGGCGAUGCGGGAGCUGAAGCGGACGGCGUAUGCCAACAUGCGGUCCGUGGUGCUGGGCUCCCGCGACCAGUUGUGCAUCCAUCCGGAGGUGAUGCGCGAGCAGGGCAACUCCAACAAGACUAACAUGUGCAAGCUGCGCGUCCACUCGAAGACCUGCUCGUUUCAGCUGCGCGUCGAGUCUAAGAAGGAUCAUCCGGACUUUCGCGGACCCAGCAUCAUGGACAUUGAAGAUCUGGUGAAGGUCGGUCAGCGCCUUAAGAUGUGUCCGUAUUUUGCCUCCAAGGAGCUGGUGGCCCAGGCGGACAUCACAUUUAUGCCGUACAACUAUCUGUUGGAUCCUAAGGCGCGAAAAGCCAACAAGAUCGAGCUAGGCAACACGAUUGUCAUCCUCGACGAGGCCCAUAACAUUGAAAAGAUCUGCGAGGAGUCCGCCUCUGUGCAGAUCCGCUCAUCGGACGUAGCCAUGGCCAUUGAGGACAUCACGCACAUCAUGAAGAUCUUCACCAGUGGUGAGUCGCAAGAUAUGGGCGCCGACGAGCCCAAGGAUUUUACCCUAGACGAUCUGACGCUGCUCAAGGAAAUGUUGCUGGAACUGGAAAAGGCCAUCGAUGCCGUUGUGGUGGACAAUGUAACCGAGGGCACCACCUAUCCGGCCACGAUGAUGUACGAGCUGCUGGGCAAGGCAAAUUUCAGCUAUGGCAAUGUGGCCACCAUAGUGUCGUUGCUGGACAAGCUCGUGCAGUAUCUGAUGGUGGCCUCGCAGCAGAUGAGCAUUAGGAAGGGCGGCACUUUCACCCUGCUCAGUGAUCUCCUGACCAUUGUCUUUGCCAACAAAGAGGAUGUAAUGAGCAAGGUGUACGCCAGCUUCAAGGUGCACGUCCAACUGGAGGAGACGAAGCAGCAAGGACAGCAGGGUCAGGGAAAGCCCGGUAACAAGCAGGCGCAGGGGGGCUGGCUUAGCAAAGGCACACUGACCACAAGCAGCUCUAAGCAGGCCAAGAUAGUGAAUUUCUGGUGCUUCAACCCUGGUUUCGGCAUGGAACAGCUGCUUAAUACCCAAGUGCGCAGCGUGAUUCUCACCAGCGGCACCCUGGCUCCGCUUAAGCCAUUGAUCGCCGAGCUGGCAAUACCGGUGGCCCAGCAUUUGGAGAAUCCGCAUAUAGUCGAUCAAUCUCAGGUGUAUGUCAAAAUCAUUGGAACUGGUCCCGAUCGACAGCAGCUCAUAUCCAACUACACCAAUCGGGACAAUCCUAAGUAUAUCAGCUCCCUGGGCCAGACCAUUUUGAAUGUGUCGCGUAUCGUUCCCGACGGCCUACUGGUUUUCUUCCCCUCGUAUCCCAUGCUCAAUAAGUGCGUUGAUUCGUGGCAGGCUAGUGGUUUGUGGGCAGACAUUGUAGCCAAGAAACCCAUCUUUCUGGAGCCGCGGGGCAAGGAUCAGUUCACCAGCACUAUGGAGGAGUUCUAUCAGGCCAUUCGCGACUCUAAGGGCGCCGUCUUCAUGGCCGUUUGUCGCGGCAAGGUGUCCGAGGGUCUGGACUUUGCCGAUCGCAACGGACGGGCGGUCAUCAUUACAGGACUGCCCUUCCCGCCGCUGAAGGACCCCAAGGUGAUACUGAAACGACGCUACCUGGAGGCAAAUCGAACGCGGGAAAACCAGCUUCUAAGCGGCCAGGAAUGGUAUAAUUUGGAUGCCACGCGGGCCGUCAACCAGGCCAUCGGCAGAGUGAUCCGUCAUCGCAAUGACUAUGGCGCCAUUCUGCUGUGCGAUUCACGUUUUAAAGAUGCCUCUCAGGUGCAGCAACUGUCCAAAUGGAUACGUGGUCACCUUGGCGAUCGGCCGCAGUGUUCGCCCUUCGGUCCCAUUGUCCGGGAGCUGCGUCAGUUCUUCAAGAAUGCCGAGGCCACAAUGAAGCAGCCAGAUAAACGAGAUUCAGAGCCACCUUUGCAAACGGUUUGCAAGCCGGAGGAGGAUGAGCCCCUGGCGGCCAUUAUUCCAAAGAUCAAGCGAGAGCCGGGCUGCAGUUCUUCCUUUAAGACAGCGAAUGAAACCGCAAUGAAAGUGGAGAUGGCCAAUUCCAUUAAGACGUGGACGCCCGAUGACUAUGCACAGGCUGUUGGGCGAAAGUUGGGCACUGGCGGAGCAGCGACACCCAAUGCCAUGGACUUUAUGAGCCGCCUCGACUCCAAUGUUUCGAGUAUCGACUUUAAUAGCUGCUCGGACGACAAUAGCAGCGGCAAAAUUGGUUUGGUAAAGAUCCACAAGCGAGAGCGCAGCUCGCCCACGCCGCCAAAGACGGGUGGCAGUUUUACACAGGCACCCAAGAAACGCUACAAGCUGGUGGAGAACAUAAAGGUUAAGGCGGAGCCAGAGACAGUUAGUUCCCAAGUGAAGGUGGCGCCCGAAGAGAGAGCCGACUUUUUGCGGGAGGUGCGCAGCCGGAUUAGUCGUGAUCAAUUCCGGGACUUUGGCAAGGCUCUGAUCGAAUACAAGAAUGGUACCAGAGAAAGUUUCGAUCAAUUGAUGCAGGUGCUCCUCAAGGUGCUUGUGGGUCCCCAGCUGCGCUUUCUGUUUGUCGGGAUGCGCCGCUUUCUCAAGAACGAGCACAAGCCCGAGUUCGAUCGACGGAUGUCCCAGUUAGAGUCCUGCUAAGUCCAUCUCUGAACUCGCCAGUUUUGCUUGUUGCUUGUUGCCAAGCCAGGCCAAUCUGCCAAGUGC
Drosophila serrata is the source of this 3205-nucleotide messenger RNA. RefSeq names its product Regulator of telomere elongation helicase 1 (gene Rtel1). The record is from RefSeq and is a predicted model, not a curated record. Gene Ontology annotation, cellular component: nucleus. Gene Ontology annotation, biological process: DNA replication; DNA recombination; negative regulation of DNA recombination. NCBI's taxonomy places the organism in Eukaryota, Metazoa, Arthropoda, Insecta, Diptera, Drosophilidae. Gene Ontology annotation, molecular function: ATP binding; DNA binding; hydrolase activity, acting on acid anhydrides, in phosphorus-containing anhydrides.